Danaus plexippus (monarch butterfly) is the source of this 5340-nucleotide messenger RNA. Its product is annotated as cAMP-specific 3',5'-cyclic phosphodiesterase 4A-like. Gene Ontology annotation, molecular function: 3',5'-cyclic-AMP phosphodiesterase activity. The transcript is spliced from 11 exons. The coding region runs from base 310 to 2727 and encodes 805 amino acids. The record is from RefSeq and is a predicted model, not a curated record. NCBI's taxonomy places the organism in Eukaryota, Metazoa, Arthropoda, Insecta, Lepidoptera, Nymphalidae.
CUGUGGAGUGUGGCCCGUCGCCCGCGUUCAGUGCCGUAGUUGACUGCCAGCCAUCAUUGCGAUAGCCGCGUGCAAAUACAACUAUCACGAUACAAUUUCACUAAACAACUAUUUUCAUUAAAAUCAUGACAUAUAACUUGUACCGCUGAGUCCGUUUCGUGGUCUUACAAGUUAUUUUAUCUCAAAAUGUAAGAAGUUUCAGAAAUCCAGUGAGUUUUAUAGUGGUGUACGUAAAUUUUUAUCGCUGUCGGUUUCUGUAGUUUCUAACUAACUUGAAUCGCUUGUUUGAUUAAUACAUAAAAUAUAACUAUGCAACAAUGUGGGUUUUGCUCGAUGUUGUCGGGCUUGUUACGAAGAGCAAUGUGUGUCAGCAGCAGGCGAGGCAGCAGCGAGUCUUAUUAUCGCGAGCUCGGCGAUCAAGACACAUUGAAAAUCGAGGAUCGAUUGUCAAUGUUAUCUAAUGACUCCGACCAUAUAAUUCGUCAUCCUCCUGAGUUGAUCACCCAAGUGGAUGUGAACGCUGUGAUGAUAACAAGCCGGAGCAUUUUUACUGGCCGGUUCUUAACGAUGCACAAGAGGCGUAAAAAGCGCCUCCUCACCAGGUCCCUGAGCAAAGAAACCGCUCUACUCGACGACCUGCAACUUGGACAAGUGCAGUGCAUCCUCGACCAAUCAAUGACGUGGAAGUUCAAUGCGUUCACAUUAGAGAACGUAUCUGGAGGUCGCUGCCUGCCGGUUCUCUGCAUCCACCUGUUCCACGUGUACGGGCUCAUCUCGCACUACCAACUGGACGCUGCCUGCGCUUGGAAGCUGUUCUCCCUGAUUGAGGAGGGCUAUCACAGCACCAACCCAUAUCAUAACUCGGUUCACGCCGCCGACGUCACUCAGGCGAUGCAUUGCUUCCUUCAACAAAAUAAGAUCCUUGAUUACUUGGAGCCGAUCGAAAUAAUGGCGUCCUUGCUGGCCGCAAUAGCACACGACAUGGACCAUCCUGGGGUCAAUCAGCCGUUCCUGAUAGCGACCUCAAACCAUCUCGCCACUCUUUACAACAACACGUCGGUGCUUGAAAACCAUCACUGGCGCUCGGCGAUGAGCUGCAUCAUUGAAAGCGGACUCUUCAGCGAUCAGAACAUCCGCAUGGAACUUGAGAGGCAGAUCAGUUCUCUCAUCCUGGCCACAGACAUCACUCGCCAACAAGAGUACCUGAACCAGUUCAAGACAUACUUGGACACAAAUACGCUUGACAUGACCAACAAGGACCACCGUCACUUGGUCCUGCAGAUAGCUCUGAAGUGCGCCGACAUAUCGAACCCAUGCCGGCCAUGGGAGGUCAGCAGGAAGUGGUCGCUGAAAGUGUGCGAAGAAUUCUUCCGUCAAGGAGAUUAUGAGAGAAAACUCAAUCUACCCGUAACAGCGCUCUGUGACAGACAUACAACUUCUAUACCCAAGAUACAAGCAGGGUUCUUCAAGUAUGUUGUAACGCCUUUGAUUACUGAAUGGCAUCGCUUCCUUCAGAACGAUUUGUCAGCUCACAUGCUAGAAAAUCUGGCGUAUAACCAAGAAAAGUGGGAAACUCUGCUUAACCAAGAGAUGGCUGAAGAAACUAAGACAGAAAUAUCGGAUGCUGAUAUGGUAGAUGAUGAUCUGGAGACCUGCUCCAAUACGAACAUUUCAGACAGUUCUGAAUUACUCUUGCCUUUGCGCAGGAGCUCAUUGAACCCUACUAGACCAACUGGCUUUAGGGCACAGCUCCGUCGUUUUUCAGUGCCGCUCAAUAUAUUUCAAGAUUCGCGAUUCAAAAACAGAGACAAGACCCGUGAAAGCUGCGAAGCUGAAUUACGUAAAGAUAUUGCAAGCCUUAUGGGCAGCGAACAGUCUAUACAUUCUCAGCUUAGCGUAGGUCAUUGCGACCACAGCAACAAAAUGGAGAAAGUGCUCAGUACAGAGAAGCUGCUGCCUGAUUCUUCCAUUGCUUCUAUCACCACUCCGACGCAGGCAACUCGCCUUAACACUGUCAUCAAAGGAGGCUCGACUUGGAAACUAGUGCGCCAACAGACUUUCCCACCGCUACACUCAAACGCCAAACGCCAGGCCCUGCUUUGCCGUCCCCUCUAUACCAGCAAUGAGGACACCAUCUAUCCAGCACGCGAACGAGCUGAUCUCGAAGUAUCAGACAAACAAAACAAAACACUCUUAAAGAAAGAUGAGACCGACAAAGCUUAUAAAGAUGACGCUUCUGAUACUGCUAAGUCAUAUGAAACUAUAAAAGGGCAAGAUGUCAUGGAACCAAAACCGCCCAAGCCAACUGACGGCCGCAGAGACUCGGGCACCCAACUGAGAGAAAACCUGACCUCCGUGAAACUCGGACCGAGUGACCAGCUGUUGUGUCGCAGGAAAUCGAUGCCGACCGAAACCGAGGGAUGCAUACCAAAGGAGAAGAAAGUACGAGAAAUGACAGCGGCUAUCCCUCAGCUGCUUAAACGCACCCUGUCUGGGAAGGAGGGCUGGUCUCGUCGUAGGGGCUCCGCUCCCGCCCCGAUAGCCGCACUGGAGCCCCGGGUUGCGUCUCUCGGAACUCUACGGAACAGUUUGAACGGGGGCCGCAGGAAGCAAAGCCCUAUCAUAACCUGCCAACAAUGGCUUGCCAAGACCACGUUCAAUGUUCAGGAACGCUCUCAGCUUCCGCGCCGCAGCUCUCUGCCCGUUGAGGUGAUUACAGGAAUCUGAUACAGCUGAGCAGAAAAAGCAAUCUCCAGAGAAGUAAGCUGAUUCAAUGACACGUACACUUAUGAAAACAAGUGUAUAAAUUUUACCGGACUAGACUAAUAUAUGAUAUGACGACUUAUUUUUUCGGGACAAUAAAUUUCGUCCCCGGGAGCUGGCCUCCAAAUAUAAUUUUUUUCCUGAUUUUAUAUAAUAUGACAAUUUUGUUAGAUUUUAAUUUUUUAAACGAUCCAGUACAAAUUAUUUGUAACUAAAAUUAUUAUUAUUAUUAUUUUUCUUUUAUAUAAUUCUUAUUUCUCCUAUACAUAAUUUAAACUCUCAUAGAAUACAAUUCUGUUUAAAUCGUAAUGUUAUUGAAAAGGAGUAGAGUCUCAUAAUUUUUUUGGUAUUUUAAAUUAUUUAGUCAUAAUUUAAGCUCUUCGAGUAAAUUAUUUACGCCCUUUUGGCGUAUUGAUAUAUUACCGUUUAGUGUAUCAAGAAAUGCAGUAUUAUAUUUAUAAAAAAUAUUAUAUAUAUAUACGUAAAUAUAUAAUAUAAUAAUUCUAUAUAUAUAUAUAGAUGAAUGUAGAUAACAUUCGAAAUAUGUUUGAUGGACUUUAAGAUCUGUAUUAGAAUUCAAUGUGAACUGGGGUCAUAUAUUUAUUCUAUAUCAAUGUUAAAUUUAAAUGUUUUAGAUAAUUUCCCCCGAGUUUCGAGUAUUGGCUAUAAGGUUUAAAGAGUUUCAUUUUGAUAACGUAUGUCUAAAACAUCGGAUACGGCUACAGCGAUCUGGCUCACAUUACGGAGAGAGGUAAGGACUGCGCUCGGGGAAGUAUACAAUUAAUUCAGAUAAUUAGGUGUUAGAUUAUAAAAACAAAAAAAAAAAUAACAAAAAAAAAAUAUAUACUUUGAAAGGUUUUCCUCAGUGUUGUGUACGUUAUUCGGUUAGAUUAUAUUAGCGUACAUUGAGAGUAGAUCGUUUCUUUAAGUGUCCAUAGUAAGUACACCGUGAAUGUUAGAUGUUGUGAUAAAAAAUAUAUCUCUUCUUGUAUAACCACCAAAAAAAAAAUUCUUUGCUAUUUUACACGGAGCUCUUUGUACGACAUAGCUCCUGACUGUCAGAACUUCGGUAGGUACGAAGCGUUUCAGAACGCUGACGUACACUUAAAUUUUUCGACGUUUCAUAUACAAUUGCUUUGAAUUCCAGUUUAGAUUUAAAAACUGAGCACAAAUAUAUAUCACAAUUUUUAUUAUUAUAUUUAACGUAGGAUGUAAGUGUAGAUAUAAAAUAUAUAUAUAUAUAUAAUAAUCAACGUCGCACUGACGUUCUGAAUUUUGAACAUCUAAGUCAUUAUGCGUUUUGAAAUUUUACGUUUUGUAUAUAAAUUGUUUUAAGUGAUUAAUUAUUGAAUUGCUCAAUUUACUUGUAUUUUAUAUACAAUAGAAAAAAAAUUACACCGAUAUCAGUUAUUACGUUUCAUUUAAUAUAAUUCAUAAUACAAAUGAGUUCACACUCGCGAAACCAACCUAACCUAACCUAACUCGGGUUGUUCGCGUACCUAUGUUAUAAAAUAGCUAUAAAUAAUGUCUCAAUAUUUUAAUAUCUCUUAACUGGCUCUAAUUAAUGUUUAUUGUGUAAAUUAAGUCGUUCGAUGUCCAGUACAAGAUGACCCCAGUUUUAAAUAAUAUAUGCAUACAAAUAUAUGAAUGUUGUGAUACACUUGCCAUUGUAUGAACACACCCGGUAGAAUAGGCUAUGGCGAUUUGUCAUCGGUUUAUUAUUAGAAGUAUUAAAUCGGUUUCUCCUUGUGCGAUACAAUUAAUGCACCGUUUUUACGUAGCCUGAUCGUAUGUUAAUGAAAUAAUAUAUACAUAUACAUAUAUAUAUACAGCUAACAGUUGUAACUUCAAUUCGUUAUGCCCGUACCUAUCGCAGUAACAACAACACAAGACCUGAAUGUCUCUCAAGAACAUUUAAGCAUAUCGAUCAGUAAACAGAAUCGUGACAUUCUUAACAUAAGCAAAAUCGGUGCGCUAUAUUUGUUGCAUGUAUCUCAAAUUAGAUAAUAGUUUCCCUUAAUUGAUGUUACAAGUAAAUUUCAAUGUCUUGUAAGUUGUAAGCCCAAUCCUAAACAGUUCAAUGGACGAAAUCGAUUUAAUGAAAAAAAAAUGUUUAUGUAUAAUAUGUAUGUAUGUCGUAAGAAAUAAAUACGCUUGUCCUUAUUCAUAAUUUAAAUUUCUUUUGAUGCAUAUCAAUUUAUUGCUUUCUGUUGAGCACAAACAGUUAUUUAUUUUGUAUUAUAAUUUCUGUAUUUUUUUUUCGUCUUAAUGAAAAUGCACAAAUUAUUUGUGGCUAGUAUUUUUUUGUUUGUUGUUUCUGUUGUGUUGAUUUAUUCUCGAGUAUAAUAUACGCACUGGUAGCAUUAUUCUCCUUUCAUUUAACUGUAUUAAGGUCGCCGGAGGUGUACACUGUACAGUAUUAUGUUUAAGAUUAUCAAUCUUGUGAGAUGUGGUGACAGUUGACGCUUUGUAUAUAGGUCACUUAUCGGGAUUCGUCCGUUGAGACCGUUGUCAUCGUACUUAAGUUUAUUAUUUAAAUAAAUGUUUAUUUUUUUUUUAUUAAAUUUUUUGUUUCUA